GUCUAACGGUUCACUUGGAAAGCAGUUUGGAUUGAACAACUUGUCCUACCAAACAGCUGGCUUCUGCCAAGCUUCUCCUUUAACUGAAUUUCUUGCCAAUCUGUGAACUACUAGAUCUGUGGCCUUUGUGCCCGCGCCUCUCAUUUCUGCUUUACGUUAAAUCUCAACUUGUACAUGUCUGCACACGGCCACAAACAUACGGGUUCCGUGACCCAGAACCACAAAGCACAACUUGCUAAUGCCUAUAACGAACUUGGGAAGGAGCUCUCCUCGAGCAAGAUCAGGGUUGUCGGAAACUACACCCUUGGAAAGGUCAUCGGUGAGGGCGCGUACGGCAAGGUUCGCUUGGGCACUCACCGUCUCACCUCUACCAGAGUCGCCAUAAAGCAAAUACCAAAGGCAAUGUCCGCUUCCCUCACCCGCGAAAUACACCACCACCGCCAACUUCACCACCCUCAUGUCACUCAGAUGUAUGAAGUCAUUGCCACCGAAUCUCACAUCUGGAUCGUCACAGAACUCUGUUGUGGUGGCGAGCUGUUUGAUUAUCUUGCUGAGAAAGGUCGCUUGUCCGAACGCGAAUCCAGUGUCAUUUUCGGUCAGCUCGCGCUUGCAGUCGCAUAUCUCCACGAGAAGGGCAUCGUCCACCGAGAUCUGAAGCUUGAAAAUGUCUUACUUGAUGAACGCUGUCGCGUCAAACUUGGCGACUUUGGCUUUACUCGCGAGUAUGAUCGUGGCGUCUAUAUGGAGACUUUUUGCGGUACAACCGGAUAUGCGGCCCCUGAGAUGCUUCAAGGCAAGCGUUACCUCGGCCCAGAGGUUGACGUUUGGUCCAUGGGUGUGAUUCUCUACUGUCUUCUAACUGGCACACUUCCGUUUGAUGAUGACGACGAAGCGGUCAUGAAAGACAAGGUCAUUCAAGGCAAAUAUGAAGACCCUGAAUGGCUCUCUACAGACGCCCGUGAUCUGAUCCGCAGCAUUCUCGAGGUUGACUCUGCCAAGCGUCUGACGAUCCCACAAAUUCUGGCCUCUCCGUGGUUUACAUCCACCCCUCCCGCUCCCGCCUGUGACCAAGUCCUCCUUGGUGUCAAUAAUGUUCCUGCAUCCCCAUCACCUGCCCGCGAUACCUUUAUUCUCCCUGUGAAAUCUGUCGUGAACACCCAAACACAGGUGAACGAACUUUCUAUUUCUCCGGCGACAUCGACUACAUCUGAAUCCUUUGUUUCUGCAUCAUCUCAUUUAUCUCCAUCGGUCCCUACAACUCCUGAUGACACUCCUAAGGACCCUUUCGAUACUCAGGGAAACGGUAGCCAAACCACGAUUACGGGCGCUGCUCGGCGUUCUCAGCAUCUCAGCAAAGAUAGUAUGACUCGGCAACCUGACACCGUCAUCGAAGAGGAGCCUGAAUCAGAGAACGUUGUACCAUCCUCUGCAGGGUCGACUACAAACCUCGAUCAGACCCCUAAGGCCCCCCCGUAUCCAACACGCACACCUGCACGUACCAAACGUCGCUCUGUGUCUUCUACCCUUUCUGAUUCUGGCUCACCAACGCUGGACAAGCCACUGGCCCCUCUCCCGCCCCAAGAUUUUGCAUCAUUGCUCAGCACUCCAGCUCCCAUCAUUUUCUCCACGCCCGCGGAACGCGACCUUCUCAAUAGCCUCAGUCUACUCGGAUUUGACACUGGUCAGAUUGUGCAUUCUGUUCUCACCGAUGCAUGCGACGCCGCAGGUGCUAUAUGGUGGAUGCUGAAGCGCAAGCGGGAAAAACGCGUUCUGGCCGGAGAGAUACCAUUACCCUUAGAGUUUCCAGAGCGCGCUGAUAGCAAGCAGCGAGAGAAAGAUGAAGAGAAAGAGGACCGUUCCAGUUCUCGGAGGCGGACCAAGCGUGGCAUCGGUGUUCAGACCGACGGUGCCACAAGUACUUCAUCGCUGGGUCUGAUACAUCCUGCCCCUGAAUUUGCCGUGCUGCCUCCGACGCCUACCGUCCCAUCAUCCGCACGUCCGACGACGCCGCCACGCGCGAAGUCACCGUUUCUGUCACCGUCACCGACUACUGCCGAAUCCUCUGGCAGGUCCAAUCCAUCGACGCCUACCGGAAGCUUCAAGGAUAAGGAUAACAAGGGGAGGAGGGAUAGCAAGGCACGCUCUGGUAGUGUGAGCAUUAUGCAACGCGCUACGAAUGCCCUCGAAAUUGCAGGUCUCGUGCGGAAGAAAUCAAGUGAAGCGGUAAAAGGGGAGGAAAAGGAUCGCGAGCGGGAAAAAUCCCGAGAGCACGAGAAGCGGAGUGGAGGCGGGGACGAGCCUCGAAAUUCUGGAAAUUCUGCCAAGCUGACCAAGUCGCCACCUGUGAAACCCAAGGACCAAUUGAUUGUCCCUACUACCCCAUCCGCUGCAGAGUCAAGUGUUCUACCCCCUUUGCCUGGUUCGCCGUGGGUGGUCACUGGUGGCCGAACAUCACCUCCACAGUCGCACGUGCCGACACCUGCGAACUCGCCAGGUGAUACGCUGACGAGCCUUCCGAAUUUCUCAGAUGAGGGAAAGGUUGCGCCACCUAAUAGGAAUCGCGCCAGUUUGUUGUCCGCGUUUAGAUUGUGGUUCCAGGAAGAUAGGAAAGGAAAGCGGAAGGAGGCGGCACAGGCGCAAGGCAGUGGACGCGGACUUUCAUACAGCCGUUCUCUCGCCAUGCCCGCUACUGCUCCAAUGUCGCCCGGUAGUCAUGGAAAUGUCAAGAGAAGAGGCAGUGGAACUCGUGGACGGCGUGUAAAACGCCAUUCGACGUCGUCGCGCCGUUCGAGCAGUGUGAAUUCCCAUCGAUCAUCAGGAAACUCCGGGCAACUGCUAGCCCUAGAGCCACCUCACAUAUUGGAGCAAAUCCCUAGCGUGCGAUCAUAUGGUGGUGCUCAUACACCGGGUUCUGACAAGGGAGAAUACUCAUCGCGCCCCUCCUCCAUUCAUAGUGUUACACUUGGCAAGCAUCGCAAAUCGCCAUCCACAGGGUCUAACGGGUCGGCGCACUAUCGCACUAGUUCACCUAUGCAUAAAUAUCACCACAGGCGAGCCGGGUCUUCUUCAUCAACUCGCGUCAUACGUCAUCAGUCGGCAGGGCCCCGACCUGUACACCAUAGAACUAGUUCUGCUACAUCGUCCGUCCACUCGCUAGCGUCAUCCCGGCCGACCUCGUUUUAUGAAGCGUCGGAAGGAGAAGGUACCCGCACGAGUUCUCCGUACAAGAGCUACCCAUCUCGUCGCUCGCUUGACGAGACGCCGCGGCGUGGGACAACAGGCAGUGCGACAUUUGUGGCCCAGAAGCGGAUCACGCCUUUCAUGAGUCCCUCCGGAGCCAACGGACGAACGAGCUGGAAAAAAGCUUGGGGUCACGAGCCUCCUGGCUGGCAGUCCCGUUCUACGCAUCUGCCUGUCGAGGUGCUUUCAAUAUCCCCAGGAUCAGAGGGUCCUGCGAGCAUUCGGGAUGUAUUUACUGGGAGGCAGAGUCUCAAUUUGGGUGAUGAAAGCGAUUGGGUGGAUGAGGAUGAUGAUAUGCCUGAGUUUGCGGGUGGGUUGGGUCAGAUGCCGUCGAGCUCUACGAGUGCGAGCUUUCCCAUCGAGUCGCCAAUCCCUAUGUCGCCUCCUGCACGGAAUCAUAACUCACGCUCGGGGAAGGGUCGUGCUACUUCGCUGGUUCCGAACAGCAAUAGCAGGGCGAAACAAGGCAACUCGCCCGCUAGGUCGUCACCUGCCCCGACGGAGAACGUGUUCGAGUCUUCAGAGAUGAGAGCAGGGCGUCGUCAACUACCCACAAGCCGGUCAGGCCCUGCAUUCAAACAUGCAAUACAAGAAGAAGACGAGGAGGAAGAGGAAUAAAUCCUGGAUUUUUUUCUUUGGCGUGCUCUGCAUGCAUCGGUAAAUGCUGUUUCAUUUAUAAGCCAGCUGCUGGUUUUCUGUCUUGGAUGCUCUCAUAGAACUGCUCUCGUGCGCUUCGUCCUUUUUCUAUGUCAUUAGGUUCGCUAUUGCCAUCGUCAUCAACAUGAGUCGUAAUCUGAUCCCUUUUUGUACUCUUAUCAUUAUAUGAUACCCUGACUUCUACGAACUGUAUCUUUUUUUCGUCUCCGAGCUCGUACCAGUGUCUGCAUAGGUGGACUACCAUGUUAUUUAACACAAGAAAUGCGCAAGCAACCAACUUAAGAAC
Messenger RNA from Suillus clintonianus, 4183 nucleotides. Its product is annotated as Pkinase-domain-containing protein. Gene Ontology annotation, cellular component: cytoplasm. The coding region runs from base 175 to 3858 and encodes 1227 amino acids. Gene Ontology annotation, biological process: intracellular signal transduction; protein phosphorylation. Gene Ontology annotation, molecular function: protein serine/threonine kinase activity; ATP binding. NCBI's taxonomy places the organism in Eukaryota, Fungi, Basidiomycota, Agaricomycetes, Boletales, Suillaceae. The transcript is spliced from 4 exons. The record is from RefSeq and is a predicted model, not a curated record.